UUAGGAAUUUUAACAGAAAUACCGACCAAUCCAAGCCACAGUGCAUCGAGAGCAAAAAAGAGGAAGAGAAACAUAAUUACAGAAAACAAAGAAACGCAGAUAAAGAAAAAGAAAUGGCAACGAACAUUAAUGUGAGAGAAGAAAGAAGAAAAAGAAUUUUGGAGAGAGGGUCGGAUCGAAUGGCACUCAUCACGGGCCGAGUUCAAUCUCUCCCUCCAUCACCACGAUAUCCAUCAUCCCCAUUAUCAUCACGAUCAACAUCUUCAUCAGCUCCUUAUCAUCAAUCUUUGCUUUCUGAUCAACAUCAACAACCGCACAAUACUAUUUCUGCUGCGGUGGAGAAAAUUAAGGAAAAUGACCAUGUUGGUGAUAAAAUAUUGCCAGACCAUAAAAGUAGAGAAGAGAUUAUAAAGGAAGAACAACAUUCUGAGAAUGGAAGCCACACAAAAAAACCUCAAUUGCGCAAACUGAACAACAUAAGUACUACUACUACAGAGGCUAAACUACCCCUGCCUGAACAAUCAUCAUCAAUGGUUCAAAAGGCUAAUACUCAAAAAGAGCCUGUACACUUUGAGCCAAUCAAGAUCAAUCGUCUUAAUAACUUGUUCACUUCCAAAGAAUUAAACUCCUGCAUCGUAGCUUCUGGGAAUAUACGCAUUUUCUGUGCUUUCAUAAUCGCAAUUUUGGUAGUGAUAUCAUAUGUUGAUUAUCCAUUAUUUGGGAUUAAUUUAGUGAGGUCACAGAGCGUUGUGGCCUCAAGGCCUCUGUACCUCCUCUUGCUAACCGAUGUGACGAUUGUUGCUGCUCAUUUGUUAUACCUCAAGAAGCUAAGCGGCUUCGAGCAGUCAGAGGAAGAGAAACAGGUUCCUCAGGCUGAUGAAGAAGCAGAUAACUGGGAAGGAGCUUUUAAAGUUUUGGAGAGAGGUUUGGUGGUUUACCAGGCUAUCCGUGGGAUUUUCAUGGACUGCAGUGUUUAUACAGUGGUCGUUGUUUGUGGCCUCUCUUUGGUGUAGCUUUUCGAUUGCCUUUGUGCUUCAAUUAUUGACUCGGCAGAUCCUUGAAUCACACCAUUCAUUUAUGCAAAUCUGGCAAGAAGCAAAUCUCAGUUUUGAUUCUAUUUUAUGCAUAUACACAUAGCCUCAGAUUCAUUGGGAACAGCAUAAUAUUUUCCUUGUUAAUCGAAAUUUUUAACUGUUUCAGAACUAUUAGCUGCCUCUUAAUAUCAAAAUUAUUAUGCUCUAA
Molecule: messenger RNA, 1242 nt
Organism: Ziziphus jujuba (common jujube)
Lineage: Eukaryota; Viridiplantae; Streptophyta; Magnoliopsida; Rosales; Rhamnaceae
Exons: 2
Coding region: 114-1013 (299 amino acids)
Source: RefSeq, a predicted model, not a curated record